Messenger RNA from Maudiozyma barnettii, 1257 nucleotides. RefSeq names its product alpha-1,6-mannosyltransferase (gene MNN11). Gene Ontology annotation, cellular component: mannan polymerase complex; Golgi membrane. Gene Ontology annotation, molecular function: alpha-1,6-mannosyltransferase activity. The record is from RefSeq and is a predicted model, not a curated record. Lineage: Eukaryota; Fungi; Ascomycota; Saccharomycetes; Saccharomycetales; Saccharomycetaceae. Gene Ontology annotation, biological process: protein N-linked glycosylation. Bases 1 to 1257 code for a protein of 418 amino acids. The transcript has a single exon.
AUGGUCCUUAAACCUAAAUCGAAGAAAGGAUCACACAAGGCAAGUGAGAAUUCAUCUCAAUGGCCCUUAGGGAUCCCUCCCUUAAGUUCUACCAAGAAAUAUAUAACGACGAAAUAUCUAUGGAUUAGAGUCGGUAGUAUAUUUACAGGGUUUUGCAUAUUGUUAUACGUUUUUUCCAAAUUCUUUAACCCAAGAGAUAAUACAUCAUCUAAUAAUUAUCCAGCGGUACAUGGACUAUACAUGAAUGAAUUAGCUGCAUCAAGCCGUUUGAUUUUUCCUCACGUUGAACAUGCCACAAUUUUAAAAGAAAUUGGUAUUAGAGGUUUAUACGUGUUUAGAGCAGAUAUUGAUGGGACCAAACAAUAUGUCUUGAAAGCUGACGAUAAACCCUUGACGGAUGAAGAGAAAAAGAAGAGUACAGAUCAAGUUUAUUUAGUCAAGAAAUCAUUUUUGGACCACGGUAAGUUGGUAUACCGUAAGAAAUCAGAUGAACCUGAGAUUGUCAUCGUUACAUUAGUUGAUUUUGAAAGGUACGAUUUGGAAAAUAUUGUUAAAGUUGUUCAAAAUAGAGUUGACUAUGCUCAAAUUCAUAGAUAUGGUGUUUAUGUCCGUUGGAUUCAAGAAUUUUUACCUGUUAUGAGCAAUCAAGACAUGGAUACAAAUUAUGAUUUUUAUAAAGCUUUAGUCAUGAGAGCAGCAUUACAUGCAUUUCCACGUACCAAGAGUUUCUUAUUCAUUGACCAAGAUUCUUUGAUCAUGAACUUAAAUCUAUCUUUAAAAAAGCAUCUAUUAGAUAAAAAUAUUCUUGAUUUAGCAUUAUUAAGAAACGUCCCAAUAAAACCAGGUUCAAAUGUUAGAACAUAUGACCAUAUAGACUUCAAUGCUGUCAGUAUGGUAAUUCCACAAGAUGAGAACGGUAUCCUUGAUUUAUCUUCAUUUGUAGUAUCAAAUGAUUACUACAGUAAGGCAUUCCUUGAAUUUUUAAUAGAUCCAAUAGUAAGAGAUUACGGUUGGCAAGAAUCCUUCCCAUCAGUUGUUGCACAUGUCUUGCAAUGGCAUCCACAAUUGUUAUCAAAGACUGCAAUAGUAGUACCGAAGGUCAUGGCAAGUGAAUUCGACGAUACAAGAUCGGAAGAUGAAGUUGAUGCCUUCCAUUACACCGAAGGUGAUCUAGUCGCAUCCUUCAAGGGUUGUAGAGUAGCUGGAACGUGUGCCAAGUAUAUCAACAACAUGUAUGCUAGAACAAAGAAAACUUAG